Messenger RNA from Magnusiomyces paraingens, 627 nucleotides. RefSeq lists its product as uncharacterized. The transcript has 2 exons. The coding region runs from base 1 to 627 and encodes 208 amino acids. Gene Ontology annotation, molecular function: calcium ion binding. The record is from RefSeq and is a predicted model, not a curated record. Lineage: Eukaryota; Fungi; Ascomycota; Dipodascomycetes; Dipodascales; Dipodascaceae.
AUGAAUGGAAAUCAAUACUUGGAAGUGCCCAUGCCAGGUACUACAACUCCAAAUCCAUACUUUGACGGGCCGUUACCAGUAGGAAUUAAUGGCAAAAACAUUCUGAUUAUUUUUCAAGAUGUAACAAGAUUUACAAACUCCUACAUUGUUGAAAAUUCUCAGCUUCAAAAAGCUUUAAAUUUUUUUGAUGCUGAUACAUUUAACUCAGAAACAGUACGUGUUAUGUUCCGAGUAUGUGACGAAGACCGAAAUCAUGGAAUCGACUUUUCGGAGUUUCUAAGUCUCUGGAGACGGCUAUUGCAUUUUCAGAAAAUCUUUUACAAUCUCGAUUCUAGUGGUCUUGGUGGUCUUUCGUUUGACAGAUACUACGAAGGUCUACAGGAAAUGGGGUUUUCAUUGAGCCGUAGCUUUUUCGAAUAUUACUUUUGGAAGCACAUUCCAGGUAAUAUUAUUCAGCAGCAUUCAAGAAGCUAUACAGCUCCAGUUAUGAGUUUUGAUAGCUUUGUACAGUCAUGUUUAAACCUGCAAAGGAUGACAUUAAUAUUUAAAAGCCUUGAUAGCUCCAUGACUGGAAGAAUAUCGAUGCCUUAUAACCAAUUUCUCGAAGGUAUCUCUUCUCUCAUCUAG